Nematolebias whitei (Rio pearlfish) is the source of this 1570-nucleotide messenger RNA. RefSeq names its product polymerase (DNA-directed), delta 3, accessory subunit (gene pold3). Lineage: Eukaryota; Metazoa; Chordata; Actinopteri; Cyprinodontiformes; Rivulidae. Gene Ontology annotation, molecular function: DNA-directed DNA polymerase activity. Gene Ontology annotation, biological process: DNA strand elongation involved in DNA replication; DNA replication; nucleotide-excision repair, DNA gap filling. Gene Ontology annotation, cellular component: delta DNA polymerase complex; nucleus. The coding region runs from base 84 to 1400 and encodes 438 amino acids. The transcript has 12 exons. The record is from RefSeq and is a predicted model, not a curated record.
CAGGAAGUAAAUAAACUGCGUUCCCGCGCAGUCAAAUCGAUUCGGCGAGCUAUCUCGGUUUAAAAAAAAAAAAUCCGAGGAAAAUGGACGAGCUAUAUUUGGACAAUAUUGACGAGUUUGUCAACGACCACAACAAGAUCGUAACUUAUAAAUGGCUGAGCCAAACACUCGGAGUCCAUGUCAACACAGCUAAACAAAUGCUUUACCAUUACUUGGAGCACAAGCGAAACGAGAGCUCACCUCAGCUCCACGCUACUUAUCUUGUGUCAGGGAAAUCUGUGGACAACGGUCAAACCUGUCACAAAGUGUCAGUUGUCAGAGAAGAGCAGCUGGAAGAUUUUAAAUUAAAGAUGUCUCUGGUAGCGAGCGUUCAUGUCUACAGCGUGCAGAAAGCGUUACUGAGAGACAGCGGCCCCCUCUACGGUGUUGACUAUGAUGUUGUGAAAGACAAUCUAAAGAACUGCAGCAAAUACAGUGCCAUACGGUGCUCCAGCGCAGUACCCAUGUCCUCCAUGGAGCUGCAGCAGGCGCGGGAAAAGGUGCAAGCAUCGACAUCUGUGCCUGAAAACAAAACAUCCGCCUUCAAUGGGGACAAAGGUGUGACUUCCAAACCAACAAGCAAGCCACCAAAAGGCAUCAUGGGACUGUUUUCAAAUAAAUCUACAUCGAAGAAUCAAGACGGCAGCAAAGAUGUUAAACCUGAACAGAAAGAAGAUGUUCCUGUGAUGGAUCCUCCUAAAAGUAAACCAUCUGUAAAGGCCAAUCCGAUAGCGAACUUCUUUGGGAAUCAAACAAAGAAACCUGAAAAACCCAUAAAGGAGGAGCGGGAGGCUCAGUCGUCCGUCACAGCUGAGCACAAACAGAGUUCCCAACAGAAGGAAGAGCCAGAACCUGCAGCCGAGCAGCAGCCAAAAGACGUCAAGACAGACUCCAGGAGCAAAACUAAACGUAUUGAAGAAUCUGAUGGUGAGGAGGAGAAAAUGGAGAAGAAAAAGAGGCGACGGAUCAAACGACCAGAACCAGACAGCAGCGAUGAAGAUGUCAUCCCCGAUUCUCCACAGCCGCCGGAAACAAAAGAACCAAGUCCUGAAAAGGACGUUGAGGCUCCUCAACUUUCACAAGGAACUGCAACCAAAACAAGGAAGAGGAGACGAGUCCUGAAGUCUCAUACAUUUCAGGAUAAUGAAGGAUGCAUCGUGACAGAAAAAGUCUACGAGAGUGAAUCUUAUUCUGAGACGGAGGACGAUUUCCAACCUGCCAAACGAGCUCCGAGAGACUUUAAAGCUAAACUUCCAUCAAGUAGCAAAGAGAAGGAGAAAAAAGCUGCGAAGAAAUCUUCAGCGAGCUCGCAUAAAGGAACGAAACAAGCUUCUAUUAUGGGAUUCUUUCAAAAGAAAUGACAGACGACAGUUCUGAACAGUUUCUUUGUUUUUUUUAUUUGACGUCUUAGAAUGAUUUAUUUUGUUACAACCAACUCUGUUCAGACAGACGACUGAAAGGAGAACGUCUACUGUAGAAAAGACUUAAACAAUGAAGUGUUGAGUUCAGGGCAUUUUACUUUUGUGCAACU